Molecule: messenger RNA, 1499 nt
Organism: Mandrillus leucophaeus (drill)
Lineage: Eukaryota; Metazoa; Chordata; Mammalia; Primates; Cercopithecidae
Gene: PHB1
Product: prohibitin
Exons: 6
Coding region: 74-541 (155 amino acids)
Biological process (GO): mitochondrion organization
Cellular component (GO): membrane; mitochondrion
Source: RefSeq, a predicted model, not a curated record
AGUAUGCGUGGUUCGGGAAUUCAUGUGGAGGUCAGAGUGGAAGCAGGUGUGAGAGGGUCCAGCAGAAGAAAACAUGGCUGCCAAAGUGUUUGAGUCCAUUGGCAAGUUUGGCCUGGCCUUAGCUGUUGCAGGAGGCGUGGUGAACUCUGCCUUAUAUAAUGUGGAUGCUGGGCACAGAGCUGUCAUCUUUGACCGGUUCCGUGGAGUACAGGACAUUGUGGUAGGGGAAGGGACUCACUUUCUCAUCCCAUGGGUACAGAAACCAAUUAUCUUUGACUGCCGUUCUCGACCACGUAAUGUGCCGGUCAUCACUGGUAGCAAAGAUUUACAGAAUGUCAACAUCACACUGCGCAUCCUCUUCCGGCCCGUCGCUAGCCAGCUUCCUCGCAUCUUCACCAGCAUCGGAGAGGACUAUGAUGAGCGUGUGCUGCCAUCCAUCACGACCGAGAUCCUCAAGUCAGUGGUGGCUCGCUUUGAUGCUGGAGAACUAAUCACCUACCUGCCAGCGGGGCAGUCCGUGCUCCUCCAGCUGCCCCAGUGAGGGCCCACCCUGCCUGCACCUCCGCGGGCUGACUGGGCCACAGCCCCGAUGAUGAUUAACACCGCCUUCCUUCUGCCCCCACCCCAGAAAUCACUGUGAAAUUUCAUGAUUGGCUUAAAGUGAAGGAAAUAAAGGUAAAAUCACUUCAGAUCUCUAAUUAGUCUAUCAAAUGAAACUUUCAUUCUUCUCACAUCCAUCUACUUUUUUAUCCACCUCCCUACCAAAAAUUGCCAAGUGCCUAUGCAAACCAGCUUUAGGUCCCAAUUCGGGGCCUGCUGGAGCUCCGGCCUGGGCACCAGCAUUUGGCAGCACACAGGCGGGGCAGUGUGUGAUGGACUGGGGAGCACAGGUGUCUGCCUGAGUCCACGUGUGGCCUCUGUCCUGUUGCUGAUGGAAGAUUUGCGGAUGAGGGCACAUGUGGCUGAACUGAGAAGGCGGCAGGCCUCCGUCUUCCCAGCAGUUCCUGCGCAGAUGCCGCUGAAGAGAGGUGCCGGGGAGGGGCAGAGAGGAAGUGGUCUGUCUGUUACCAUAAGGCUGAUUCUCUUUAACUGUGCGACCAGCGGAAACAGGUGUGUGUGAACUGGGCACAGAUUGAAGAAUCUGCCCCUGUUGAGGUGGGUGGGCCUGAUUGUUACCCCCCAGGGUCCUAAAACUUGGAUGGACUUGGAUAGUGAGAGAGGAGGCCUGGACCGAGAUGUGAGUCCUGUCGAAGACUUCCUCUCUACCCCCCACCUUGGUCCCUCUCAAAUGCCCAGUGGAAUUCCAGCUUGAAGGAUUGCAUCCUGCUGGGGCUGAACAUGCCUGCCAAAGAUGUGUCCGACCUACGUUCCUGGCUCCCUCGUUCAGAGACUGCCCUUCUCAGGGGUUCUAUGCCUGUGCUGGGAAGGAAGCAACCAUGGGAAGGAAACAAAUGUGUAUAAACUGUUGUCAAUAAAUGACACCCAGACCUUCCGGCUCA